Drosophila elegans is the source of this 5172-nucleotide messenger RNA. It is a transcript of the gene tbc, whose product is annotated as small G protein signaling modulator 2. The record is from RefSeq and is a predicted model, not a curated record. Bases 496 to 3963 code for a protein of 1155 amino acids. Lineage: Eukaryota; Metazoa; Arthropoda; Insecta; Diptera; Drosophilidae. Gene Ontology annotation, molecular function: GTPase activator activity. The transcript is spliced from 9 exons. Gene Ontology annotation, biological process: activation of GTPase activity.
UGCACACGACGCGCUCUGCCACUGCCUGGGAAAACCUCCGACUUGCUGCCGAGUGUGUCUGGCCCUGUUUUGUUUUUUUUUUUGUGCUGAGUGCUCUUGGUUAACCAGUGUUCAGUUGGUCAGUGAGUCAGUGGUGAGCUAGUGAAUCCGAUGGGCGAGCGGCAGGCAAACGUCUCUGCCCAACCACCCCCCUCACCCCCCACACCGGCUACAGCAGCCAAAUUAUUUAUAAAGGACAGCAACUAGUUGUGCGAAUGUGAGUAGGAAACGCGUGGAAAAGCGAGGAAUAGCAAGGAAAAUCGAGGAGGAAAACGCAGGCUGCCAUAGGCGAUACUUUGCUCUCUGCUGGCGUCGGCAUACGAAAAACAAAUACAAAUCUACGAAAUACAUUUUACGCGCGCGUGAAGAGGACCGGAGUUACGGCGAAAAGCUUUGGGCAAUCUCCGCAAUUCCCAAACACACGCCCACGCGCAGCCAGAACGCUUCUCCUGCGAAAUGGUGCAAACCAGUGCAGAUGGCUCCGAUUACAAGGAGCGGCUGAUAGCCAGCGUAAAGAAGGAGGUCAAGCAGCUGAUGGAGGAGGCGGUGACCAAGAAGUUCGUCCACGAGGAGAGCAGCUCGGUGACCUCGCUCUGCGGCGCCGUGGAGGCCUGUCUCAGUCAGGGACUUCGCCGGCGGGCCUUGGGGUUGUUCAAGACCUCCUCGACGACGGCGCUGCUGCACAAGAUCGCCAAGAGUUGCCCGGAGGCGGAGCACAUCAGCAAGCUGGUGCAGGAGAUCGAGGCCAGUGAUCCCAGCAAGCGGUCCUCCAGCAGCAGCGACAGCUUCCAGCGGCCGCCGAUGCUCAAGAAGAGUAGCAGCAACUCGAUGUCCGCCGGCACCUGUGUGGCGGCCACCUCGUCCUCCGCCUCCGCCUCCAUCAGCGUCAGUGCCAGCACCUCCAGCAUGUCCCUGGCCAGCAUGAAAUAUUUGUGGAUUCGAUUGGCUCUCUACGAGAAGCGACUCACCAAAAUCAUCGAGUAUCUGGUGAGCAAUGCCAGCAGCUUCUACGACCGCGACUCGCUGGUGGCCGAUCCGGAUUAUGGAUCCAUCCUGAGCUCCCUGCUGGUGGGUCCUUGUGCCCUGGAGUUCACACGGGCCAAGACAGCCGAUCACUAUUGGACCGAUCCGCAUGCAGAUGAACUUGUGCAACGCCAUCGGAUAAGCUCGUGCCGUCGCUCCUCGUCGACCUGCUCCCGUCCGGCGAUCAUCAACUUCAAGCGGAGCCUGAACACCAGCACCGACGAGGCGAGCAGUGGGUCCUUCAAGUCGAUAGCCUCGGCCAGCGUGGCCAAGGAUUACGUGGAGUCGCUGCACCAGAACGCCAAGGCCACGCUGCUCUACGGGAAGAACAAUGUGCAGGUGCUGCCCAAGGAUGUGGCCGAACCGAUGCCCGGCUAUCUCAGUCUGCACCAGCACAUCCAGACGCUGACCAUUAAGUGGACCCCAAAUCAGCUGAUGAACGGCUACAACGAGACGGAGGAGGCGGAGGACAUCGACAAGGAUGCCUUCUGGGCGUACGCGCUGAACAUCAACGUGGACGAGAUCGUCUAUGUGCAUUGCCACCAGAGUCGCGGCGAGGACAGUGGCGGCACCGUCAUCCUGGUGGGUCAGGACGGUGUCCAGCGGCCGCCGAUCCACUUUCCCGAGGGCGGUCACAUGCAGCAGUUUCUCAGCUGCCUGGAAACGGGUCUCCUGCCGCACGGCCAACUGGAUCCGCCGCUCUGGUCGCAGCGAGGCAUCGGCAAGAUGUUCCUCUGGCCCCGCAGCAUGCGACGUCGCAUCCUGCCGUCGGUCAUGGAGUCCGUGGACGAGACGCCCAUCGACUACGUCUUCCGCAUCGUCAGCAAAAGUCGCCACGAGGAGUUCGCUGCCACCCACUCGAUCCUGGACUUUGUGCGGAGCACUCCGCGUCGGGCACAGCUGAGCAGCUGCUCCACAACGGGCAGCAGCGACUGCUCCAACAAGAGCCUCUCCAUCGACCAGUUCCCGCUGGAGUCGCCGCUGCUCCUCCACCAGCAGCAGCAGCAGCAGCUGCUCCAGGCGCAGAGCACCAGCAUUGAGAUGGUCUGCUCCACGAUGCGCAGGCAGAUCAUCUCGAGGGCCUUCUACGGCUGGCUGGCCUACUGCCGCCACCUCUCCACGGUGCGCACCCACUUGUCCGGCCUGGUCCACGGCCGAAUUACGCCGGAAAUGAAAGCGGAUGAGGAGGGUCUGACCAAGGAGCGCUGGCAGCUCCUGAACGUGGAUGGAGUCCUGGAGAAUGCGACGGAGUUCUACCGCCUGGUCUACUUCGGUGGCGUGCAGCCAGAGCUGCGGCAGGAGGUGUGGCCCUAUCUGCUGGGCCACUAUGCCUUCGGCUCCACCGCGGAGGAUCGCCGGAAGCAGGACGAGACGUGCAAGCACUACUACGAGACGACGAUGAGCGAGUGGCUGGCGGUGGACGCCAUUGUGCAGCAGCGGGAGAAGGAAAAGACCGCCCGGGCGGUGGCCAAGUUGAGUUCCGGCAGCAAUUCCGGCAACGAACGGACCGUGCGGGCAGCCGAUCUCGAGGCGGGCGGCGAACUGGAGAACGAGGUGUUCGAGGACAUCUCCGAUAUAUCGGAUCCCGGUGAUCUGGAGUUCGAUGAGCAGCAGCAGCAGCAGCAGUUGCAGCAACAGCAGGUGGUAUGCCAAUCGAGUGGCAAUCACCUGAGUGUCAAGCCCAUUCCCAGGGCAAUGAAGACCAGCACGGAUUCGGGGCAUGUCGACGAAGGCGAUAACUUCAAUGAGCUGGACGAGCAGGAGGAGGAUGAGGAGGAUGAAAAGAAGUUGGAGGGUGGCAAGCCCAAGGAGGAGCAGGAGGAGCAGCAGGAGGAUCAGCUAAAUCCAGAGCCGACCAGCUCGACCUCCACAGCCUCCUCGUACGAGACAGUGGGUCCGGGUGGCACCCGCGACACCCGCAGUGUCCUCAGUCCGGAGUAUCUGAGUGCCGACGAUCUGCAGCUGCCGGAGGAUGAGGAUGCAGUGAAGCAGCCACCGCCACCGCCACCGCUGGCACAGCAACAAACGGCGGCUGUCAUCAUCACCAAGGCAUCCGUGGACAUAACCCAUUGGGAGCGGAGUCCCAAGGCCGAAGAGGGCGGCCAAAUGUCACCCGUGGAGGAGCAGGUUGGCGAAUCCGGCGGUGCAGCUGCCGUUAAUCUCGAUGCCCUGCAGCAGCCCAAGUCCGCCUGCGCCUCGCCAGCCAGCUCCAAUGGUGGGGUCUAUAGUAGCGAACUGCUGGAACAGUUUGGCCUCAAUCUGCACCGGAUCGAGAAGGAUGUGCAGCGGUGCGACAGGAACUACUGGUACUUCGUCAACGAGAACCUGGACAAGCUGCGCAACGUGAUCUCCACGUACGUGUGGGAGCACCUGGACGUGGGCUACAUGCAGGGCAUGUGCGACCUGGUGGCUCCGCUCCUGGUCAUCUUCGACGACGAGUCGCUCAGCUACAGCUGCUUCUGCAAGCUCAUGGAGCGCAUGAUCGAGAACUUCCCCAGCGGCGGGGCCAUGGACAUGCACUUUGCGAACAUGCGAUCCCUCAUACAGAUCCUCGACUCGGAGAUGUACGACCUGAUGGACUCGAAUGGCGACUACACGCACUUCUACUUCUGCUACCGCUGGUUCCUGCUCGACUUCAAGAGGGAGCUCGUCUACGACGACGUCUUCGCCACCUGGGAGGUGAUCUGGGCGGCCAAGCACAUCGCCUCCGGCCACUUCGUCCUCUUUUUGGCCCUGGCCCUGCUGGAGACCUACCGCGACAUCAUCCUGUCCAACAGCAUGGACUUCACCGAUGUCAUCAAGUUCUUCAAUGAAAUGGCCGAACGUCACAAUGCCCAAUCGGUGCUGCAGUUGGCCCGGAGUCUGGUCCUCCAACUGCAGAUGAUCAUCGAGAACAAGUAGUGUAAUGACCGUAUUGAUUGCACCAUUGUAGAUCGUAGUUCAGUCGAAAUUUCGUUUGCCAAGUAUUAACCAAAGAAGCCCAAUAAGAUCGCAAAUGCGAAAAUGCGAAUGAUUAACAAACCAACAAUAAGUACGUGUCGAUCGAUGUCGUCGCUAUAAAGUAUUUAACCUAGAUUUGUAUUGUAUGAAGCCCAAAAAAAAACACUAACUGAACCUGUAACCUGUAAUCCUAAAAUUGGUAAAUGUAUUUUAAUGUCUACGUAAGUUCUUCCUAAACUCUUCGCGCAUAUCCCCAGAAAUAAAGGAAACCAGAAAACAGGGGCAGCUAAUGCAAAUGCAAAUGCAAAAGACUCUGAACAAAAGAAUGACAUCAUAUAUUAUAUAUGAAAUCCGUAUACAACUGUAUAGACAUCUGUUAUUCACACUUUGCACUCGAACGAUUUGUUUUCAGUGUGCUUUACCUACAGAGAACACAUAUUAUAUAUAAAGAGAAUCGGGAGAGGGCAACGUAAUUAGCACGUUAUAUCAAAAUGCAAAACAAAUUAUCAAUAUAUAUAUAUAUAUACACGAAUAGUGCGUUUUUCUCAGUUAUUUCAAAUCAACUAUCAUUAUUUAUUUUAAGUAAGUUUAAAAAAUUAAAGAUCUUUGAUCGGGGACAACUGUAUUAGUAAAUCGCACUUUGAAAAUAUUAAUAAGUACAGAAAAGUACACACAACAAAUAGCUAAUCGAGAGAAUAUUAAACAAUAAGUUCCGGUCCAAAGAAAAACCCAACUUCCAACUAAACCAAACCAAAGGCAACUAAACUCUGUACCAGCGAAAUGUAUCCAAUUGUGUGUAACAAUCAAGUCAACAAUAAGUCGAGUACCCUUAAAUAACCAUAUAUACACGGCAUAUAUGGUCGGAUCUUGUGUGUCUAUUAUCUAUAUAAGCUGCCAGGCCAAACCGAGUUCCAUUUUCAUUUAAUUGUAUAUUAUUUUUAUAUACAUAUAUUUACAAAGCAAAGUCAUUGCAUACGUACAUAUAUCUAUUUUUCCCCACUGUGUGAUCUCUCUCUCUACACCGAGUAUAAAUGUUGUGGAUUACUAUAUCUUUAUACCUUAAUUAUACUCUUUGUAAAUGUACCUUUCCCCGGACAAACAAGAGGUAGACGAUACCUCGGCUCCACUUUAUCUCAAUUACAAAUACAAAAAAAAAUAUAUAUAUAUAUA